AUGGCAUCUGGCCAAGAGAAGGAUAUGGCAAGGGAGGAAGGGCCCACUGCACCUAAUGAGGUGGUGAACAAUGCUGCUGAGAUUGACCUCAAUCAAGAUGAGGCAAUGGCUGACAUUGAGCUGGAUGAUAUUGAGAACCUGGACCUGGAGGAUGAGGAUAACUACGUUGAAGCUUAUAACCAUGGUGAAGCUGAUAACCAUGGUGAAGCUGAUAACAUUGGGGAUGAAGAUAACACUGGUGGAAAGGAGGCCACUGGUGAUGAAAAUGACUUCACUGAGGGUGAAGACAUGACUUAUCCUAUCUCCGAAGAGAUUGUCCAACUCCAGGCUAAAGUGGCAACUCAGAAUAUCACCAUCCUGGAUCAGCAGACGUCCAUUGAUGGACUCAAGAAGCACAUCCAGGAUCUCCAGGCUGAUCUGAGCAUUGUCAUGAAGGAGGUUACUGACUUCUGCCGCAUCCUGGGCACUAAAGACCGCCAAAUUCAGUGGCUUCAAAAGACUUGCAAUAAUCUGCAAGCAGCAGUCACCAAGCUCAAUGAGCAGUUGUCCCACCUUAGGAGGGAGGGUAUUUAUGGACCUCCUCCUGGGCGUAGGCCCGCUCCUGCUGCUCAGCCGGCACCUGCUUCGCCUGCACCUACGCCGGUAGGCGGUGCGAUGGCUAUGCACCAGCCACCUCCAACCGAGACCUCGCCCUUUGGGUCUCUCUCGGCGCCUCUGCCUGAGUUUAACCAUAGCAAGACGGAUGUGCAACCUUGA
Messenger RNA from Closterium sp. Yama58-4, 756 nucleotides. NCBI's taxonomy places the organism in Eukaryota, Viridiplantae, Streptophyta, Zygnematophyceae, Desmidiales, Closteriaceae. The record is from the annotation of a GenBank genome assembly.